UGCAACCGAUUCCGUCGCGGUUCACCUUUCUCCAACUCCGACAGGCGCCGCCAGCGGUUCCAACUCCGGUCAGGAUGAGGGUGAAGAGGCGGUCUAGGCACCGCAAGGCGGUCAGGUUCUACUCCACCUGCUUCGGCUUCCGCCAGCCGUACAAGAUCCUCAUCGACGGCACCUUCGUCCACCACCUUCUCACCCAACGCCUUCUCCCCGCCGACGAUGCCCUACGCGACCUCCUCUCCGCCUCCAGGACGCCGGCCCUCUUCACCUCCAAGUGCGUCCUCGCCGAGCUUAGGCGGCUCGGCAAGUCACAUGCAGACGACUUCGACGCCGCGCAGCUGCUCGCCACGACCAAGUGUGAGCAUGACAAGGUGGUCAGUGCAGUGAACUGUGUCCUGUCACUCAUAGGUGAUAAGAAUCAUGAUCGCUUCUUCGUUGCCACCCAGGAUGCUGAUCUCCGGGAAAAGUUACGAGAGAUUCCGGUGGUUCCUGUAAUAUAUGGUCUGAGGAACUCCUUAUUUAUAGAGAAACCCUCUGUGCAGCAACGCAAGUUUGCUCAAUUGGAUGAAGAGAAGCGUCUCAAUAUGGAUAUAUCUGAAUAUAAGAAGUUACUAAAGGUUGCAUCAGAAGGAAAGACAGCAGCCAAUGAAAAUGGAAGUGACGGAGAACAACAAGCGAGGCCUAUCAGUUCUCUUGUGAAAAAUGCACUUGGUGUUGCUGAGAAAAGCAAGUUUAAAAGGAACAGAGCAAAGGGUCCAAACCCACUCUCCUGCAAGAAAAAGAAGCCAAAGCCCCAAUCCUCAGGUGUCCAAAAUCAGGGGGGUAAGGCUGAUGGCGAGUCGAAGGGAAAGAGGUUUCGGAAGCGGAAAAGAAGCCAGAAAAAUAACAAGCAAGCGGAGACAGCUAGCUAG
Molecule: messenger RNA, 908 nt
Organism: Phragmites australis (common reed)
Lineage: Eukaryota; Viridiplantae; Streptophyta; Magnoliopsida; Poales; Poaceae
Exons: 5
Coding region: 75-908 (277 amino acids)
Cellular component (GO): small-subunit processome; nucleolus
Molecular function (GO): small ribosomal subunit rRNA binding
Source: RefSeq, a predicted model, not a curated record